Musa acuminata subsp. malaccensis (wild Malaysian banana) is the source of this 384-nucleotide messenger RNA. The record is from RefSeq and is a predicted model, not a curated record. NCBI's taxonomy places the organism in Eukaryota, Viridiplantae, Streptophyta, Magnoliopsida, Zingiberales, Musaceae.
AUGGCGUCCGGCUCCAAGAGCAGCUCGCGCAAGCUCCAGGACUCGUGGACCAAGGAGGAGAACAAGCGCUUCGAGAUGGCGCUCGCCCACUUCGACCUCGACACCCCGGAUCGCUGGGUGCACGUCGCCAGGGCCGUCGGCAACAAGUCCGUCGAAGAAGUGCAACGCCACUACGAGCACCUCCUCAAGGACAUCGAGCUCAUCGACUCCACCCAGGAGCCAUUCUACAGUUACCCGACCACCAAUGACAGGCGCCGCAACGGCACCAGCGACCAGCAGAAGAGGUGGUUGCUUCUUCGGUACUCCAAGCUUUCAUCUUAUUUCUUCUUCAUCUCUGGAACACCCCCACCUUUCCGUCGUCGUCCUCAGUCUUUGCCUUUCUGA